GCUGUGUGUGUGUGUGUGUAAGCGAGAGAGAGAGAGACAGAGAGGGAAAAAAAGAGAGAGAGGAGUUUCUUCAUCCAAGGAGCGUUGGCCUGCGUGUGGAUUGGGGAACUUAUUGUGGGAAAGUAAACAGCAAAGGAUAUUUCAAGCCUGUCUCCACCGAGCGCAGGAAGAAAGGGGGUCGGGUCUUUGAGCGUGGGACCUCAGGGGUGCUGUGCAGCACGAGGAUGGGGGUGCGUUUCAGAAGCCCGUUCGUCUGAAGUCCGGGGCUGCAUGGGGGAGUCCUUGGAUUAAAGUCUUUAGGAGGUGCUGCAGUUCUCUGGUGGCUGUCCUACCCAGGAGCAGGAGACUGAUGUGACUUCAGACUGACCCGAUGGCAUCCCCACACCCCCCAACCCCGCCAACGACUGAUCUCAUGUCCAACAGUACGUUCCAAGCACAGCAUCAGAAGGUGGAGGAUGAUGAUGAAGAACAGGGGGAGAAGUUUGAGUUUGAGGACAGCGAUGAGGGAGAGAGUACCUCGAAUGGCUCAGCUGUGAAGGACAACAGUGCUGGUGCUGCCAAGGAAACUGCAGAGAUCACCAAUGCAAAAGAAAGCCAGACCUCCAGAAAUGAAGAUUCAGCAGUGAAGCAACCCUCAGCAAAUACACUCCAGAGAAACAAUGGCAUGCCCCCUGCUGGUCAGGAGGGAUACAAUGCUGACACAGCUCUCCAUAGCAAUAGCGCAGAUGUAGAUGUUGCUGAGACUACAAAAGGAGAGGCCCUCUCCACAGAACCAAGCACUUCAGGAGAACUAGACCCUACCUGGAAGACUCAUACCCUCUCUGAAGGCCAGCCGCCUCCAGAGCCCGAGGCCCCUGCUGAGACAGAGAGCCCAGAGGUGAUCUACGAUGACGUGCCCUUCGAGAGCCUCCUCUCCCCUGAUGAAGAAAACCUGAUAUAUGAAGAUGUGCAGAAGACAGAGGAGCUGGCGGGCGCAGACAACGGCUGGAGCUCCAGCGAGUUUGAGAGCUACGACGAGCACUCUGAUACAGAGAACAAAGCAGCUCCCACACGCAGCAAGCUCCCUCCAGACGUGCGUCGGCUGAAGGAACGUUGCGCCAAGACCAAGCGUGAGCUGGCUAUGCGGCUAAGCGGCCGUGACGUCACCCAGAUCAGGCAGAGCUAUGACACCAAGGUACAGCAGCUGAUGAAGGCAGCCAGAAACGGGACUAAAGAUGGAAUUGAAAAGACUAAGAUAGCCAUGAUGCGCAAAGUCUCCUUCCUGCACAAAAAGGACACCUUAGAAGAAACGGAGGAUGAUGCUGGGUAUCUGGAUGUGAACGUGUCAGAGUACAAACACCCUCCCCCCCAGCUUUCCCCCAUGCCGGAGGGACUGAGCAGCCAGCAGGUUGUCCGACGGCACAUCCUGGGGUCCAUCGUUCAGAGCGAGCGAAGUUACCUGGAGUCCCUGAAGAGGAUCCUGCAGGAGUACCAGAAGCCUCUGCUGGAGGCGGAGCCUCGCAUCCUGAGCCCCAGGAAGAUCCGGCCCAUCUUCUUCCGCCUGCGAGAGAUCCUGCAGUGCCACUCCAUGUUCCAGAUCGCGCUGUUCUCUCGCGUGGCCGAGUGGGACCACGCCGAGACCAUCGGGGACCUGUUCGUGGCCUCUUUCUCCAAGUCGAUGGUGCUGAAUGUGUACAGCGACUACGUCAACAACUUCACCAACGCCAUGGCUCUCAUCAAGAAGGCCUGCAUGUCCAAACCUGCUUUCCUGGAGUUUCUUAAGAAGAAGCAGGCAUCCAGCACAGACCGCAUCACCCUGUACGGCCUGAUGGUGAAGCCCAUUCAGCGCUUCCCUCAGUUUAUCCUACUGCUGCAGGACAUGCUGAAGAACACUCCCCGGGGCCACCCCGACCGGCUGCCCCUGCAGCUGGCGCUGACCGAGCUGGAGACCCUGGCGGAGAAGCUCAACGAGCAGAAGCGCGUGGCCGACCAGGUGGCCGAGAUCCAGCAGCUCGCCCGCAGCGUCAGCGACCGUAGCCUGAGCAAGUUGCUGAAUUCGGAGCAGAAGCAGCUGAUUCUGUGUGAGACGCUGAUUGAGACUGUGUACGGGGAGAAGGGGCAGGUCCUCAAAUCCAAGGAGCGCAAAGUCUUCCUCCUCAAUGACAUGCUCAUCUGUGCCAACAUCAAUGUCAAAGAUAGUACAUGUGAAAGUGGCAUUGAUCGAAUCUUAGCUCAAGAAAGGGGGCCCCCUGACAUCAGCAGUCUGGUUCCCGUGGGGCCCAAGUACGCCAUGAAGUGGAGCGCCCCCUUGCUGCAGGUGCAGGUGGUGGAGGUCGGACAGGAGAACCCCCAGAGUAAGGACACCCUUUUCCAGCACUCUGGAUCGAAGCGCCUGAGCAGCUGCGGUGUCCAAGGGAAGGUGUUCCUGGGACCCCCUCGUCUCUACCAAGAGCUUCAGGAGCUGCAGCAUGACCUGUCCGUGGUGGAGGAGAUCACGCUGCUCAUGGGCACUCUUCAGGGCGCGUACCAGAAUCUGAACACGACGGUGGGGCAGGACUGGUGCCUGGCACUGCAGAGGCUGAUCCGAAUCAAAGAGGAGGAGAUCCAGUGCGCCAACAAGUGCCGCCUGCGUCUGCUGGUCCCCGGCAAGCCAGACAAGUCGGGACGUCCUGUCAGUUUCAUGGUGGUCUUCAACACGCCCAGCCCCCUCAGUAAGAUUUCCUGGGUAAACAGACUGCAUUUGGCCAAGAUUGCACAACGGGAAGAAAACCUGCCUGGCUGGUUCUGUGCAGAGGAUGAUGGGAAGACCAAAGCUCCGUUCUGGUGUCCACUGCUUGCUUGCCGUGUGCCAGUUUUCUCCACAAAGAUGCAGGAGCAGAAGCUGGAAGCAGCUCUUCACAACCCGGUCCAGUGCGCUCUUCUUGGCUUUUCGGCUGCCAGCACCUCCCUGCCCCAGGGCUACCUGUGGGUGGCCAGCGGGGGAGAUUCCACGCAAGGGCAGGUGGACAUCUUCUCCCUGAACAGACCCACCCCCCGCCCUGUUAAAUCCUUCCAGGUUGGGGCGCCUGUGCUGUGUCUCGAGUACGUGUCUGAGCCCAGCCCACCAGAAGAGGCCGAGGGCGGGUGGAGAGAUAGUCUAGCACGGGUGGGCAACACCAUCUGUGUAGGGCUAAAGGAUGGCAGCAUCCUUGUUUACGGCAGUGUGGACACUGCCGCCCAGUGCUUGCUGACCUUCCGGAACCCCGCGGGGUGCCCCGUCCUGUGUCUGAAACAUUCCGCCAACUUCCUCUUCGCCGGGCUGAGCGAUGGAGCAGUGCUGGUGUACUGCCGUAAGGAUGGAGCGGAGCUCUGGGACCCCGCGUCGUGCCAGCGGGUGGAGGUGGGCUCUCAGCCCGUCCGCACGCUGCUGGCACUGGAGGACUGCGUCUGGGCCAGCUGGGCCAACCGGGUCACCGUGAUCGAAGGCUCCAGCCUCCUGACGCAGAGUUUUGAGGCGCAUCAGGAUCCCGCGGUGAGUGUGGCCCACAUGGUACGAGCCGGGGGCGGGGUUUGGAUGGCGUUCUCGGAGGGUUCGUCCAUUCGGCUGUUCCACACGGAAACGCUGGAGCACCUUCAGGAGAUCAACAUCUCCACGCGCUCAACCUUCCUAGACCCAGGUCAGAAGGCUGUACGUGUCACCAGCCUACUCAUCUGCCAGGGGCUGCUGUGGGUAGGCACUGCCCAGGGCAUCAUUAUCACACUGCCUGUGCCCAAGCUGGAGGGUAUCCCCAAGAUAACAGGAAAGGGAAUGACGUCGCUGAAUGCUCACAACAGUUCGGUGGACUUCCUGGUGGCCACGUCCAGCGUGCUGUCGCCGGAGCUGCUGAAGCGGGAUUCCAUGACCGACGGGGCGGACUCGGCCAGCGGGGGGGAGGAGCGCCUGGACUCCUCCUCCCUGGAGUCCCUGCAGCAGCCCAGCGACUCCCCGCACCGGGAGCGGCGGGGGAAGGGGGUCCUGCUGCAGUACCGGCUGCGCUCCACCGCCCAGCUCCCGGGGAAGGUGCUGACGGCGCGGCCGGACGAGGCCUCCGACUCCUCGCUGGAGUCCCUGGAGCACAGCCCGGAGGACGGGUCCAUCUACGAGCUGAGCGACGACCCCGAGGUGUGGGUGCGGGGCCGCCCCUCCGCGCGGGAGGGGGUGCGCAGGGACAGGGUGACCUCGGCCGCCGUCAUCUCCGGCGGCAGGGGGUUCCGGCGGCUGGGGACGGCCGGGGGCGCGGGAGCGGGCGGAGAGUCCAGCGAGAGCACGCUCAUGGUGUGGCAGCUACCGCUCACCGUCUGAGGCCACCGAGUCUGUGACUGUCUGAGAGGAAGCCAGCGCCCUCUACGGGCCCGGUGCUAGCCCCUCCCCCCUGGAGGCGGGACUUGUGUGUCACUGUAACAGACGUCUGUGACACCGGUCUGGCUGGGAGACUCGUAAGGGUGGAGCUCCUCCCCCAUGUGCUGUUUGGACAGGCCUCUGUUGAGCGUUAAGUCAGACAACGUCCAGCUGAACACAAACGUGCGUUUCAUUGUGAGCGCAUGUGAGCAUGUGUAUGUGUGUGUGUGUGUGUGCUUGUGUUUGUAUGUUUGUCCACAUAUGUGCAUGGCUCAGUUUGGCAGGCACAGCCAACAUAACUCACAACAUUAAACUUUUACACAGAAUGCUGAUUUCAACCUGGGAAAUCACCGUGCUGUGGAAGGACUUUUUUCCAUAUCCAUGGAAGCACAAUGAAUGUGUUAAAAAAAAUGUAUUAGAAGUUCUGUCUUUUUAAAAAGCCACACCUCCAAUCCGUUGUCUUUUAGUGAUGGGCGUGAGUCUGCCAGCUCUCUCCUCUAUGUAGAAAGCUACUAACAACAUUGUCCACUUAGUCACACCUCAAGGAGAACAGACGUCUUUCAAAGGCAACCAAGCGGAUAAGGGUUAACGUUACUGUUUGUGUAACUAUUAAUGUUGUAUUCUCUGUGAAUUGUUUCUGGGCACAGAUUUGUCUUUGGCAGUAUACCAUGUCCUGUCCAUGUUUGUCUUUAAUUUUGUGAGAAGAGAACCUCGUUGUGUUGAAAAAAAAAGGACAUUUAUUCCUUUCCAGCUUCUUCCACGAGCUAUGAGAAAGGGUAGGUCUAUGAGGGAAAAGCAGGCUGAGCACUCUGGACUCUAAGUCUGGAGCCACAGGUACUUACUGUUAAAGGUACACUUUCCACUGUGUCACUUUGCUGUAAAAUAAAACAAGACGUCUUAUAUAGA
Molecule: messenger RNA, 5242 nt
Organism: Anguilla anguilla (European eel)
Lineage: Eukaryota; Metazoa; Chordata; Actinopteri; Anguilliformes; Anguillidae
Product: rho guanine nucleotide exchange factor 10-like protein
Exons: 29
Coding region: 371-4300 (1309 amino acids)
Biological process (GO): SREBP signaling pathway; positive regulation of stress fiber assembly; actin cytoskeleton organization
Cellular component (GO): cytosol
Molecular function (GO): guanyl-nucleotide exchange factor activity; protein binding
Source: RefSeq, a predicted model, not a curated record